AUGGCGGCAGCAGCCGAGCGCGGCGCGGAGCUGCCCGCGGAGCCGUCGCGGGGGGUUCGGCUGCCGCCGCUGGACCCCGAGGAGGUGACCAGGCGCCUGGCGAGCACUCGCCGGGAGCUAAGCAACAGGCGCAAGAUCCUGCUGAGGAACCUACCCUCCGAGAGCAGCAGCCAGGAAAUCCAUGACUUAUUUAAAGAUUUUGAAAUCAAGUAUUGCUAUGUGGACAGGAAUAAAAGAACAGCCUUUGUGACUCUGUUAAAUGGAGAGCAAGCUCAGAAUGCCAUUCAGAAGUUCCACCAUUCCUCUCUUCGGGGAAAAGAGAUAUCUGUGCAGCUCCAGCCCACAGAUGCUUUGCUCUGCAUUACUAAUUUGCCCAUUUCAUUCACCUUGGAAGAGUUUGAAGAACUGGUGCGUGCCUAUGGCAAUGUGGAGAGGUGUUUUUUGGUCUACAGUGAACUUACUGGGCACUCCAAGGGCUAUGGCUUUGUGGAAUAUAUGAAGAAAGACUCUGCUGCAAAAGCCAGGCUGGAACUGCUGGGGAAACAGCUGGAGGAGAGCACUCUCUUUGCACAGUGGAUGGAUGUGAACCAGCUGACCACAAAUCUUAUUCACUCCAAGUGCCUUUGUGUAGAUAAAUUGCAAAAAGACUACACUGAUCCAAAAGAACUGCUCCAGACUUUCUCCCUGAAGUACAAACCAGUUUUCUGCCAGUUUGCUCAGGAUGAAGACAGUUGCAUUGGUGACUUUGCAGUGGUUGAGUAUGAAACUGCAGAGCAGGCUGAGGAGGUGCAAGAAGUCACUGAUGGGAUGACUGUCAAAGGGAAGAGACUCCAGGUGUCCUACUGUGCUCCAGGAGCUCCAGGCAGAAGCACCUUAGCAGCACUGAUAGCAGCCCAAAGGAUGAUGAGGAACAACAGGAAAGGUUUGCUUCCAGAGCCCAAUCCAGUGCAGAUCAUGAAAAGUUUCAAUAAUCCAGCAAUGUUGCAAAUGCUCCUGCAGCCCCAGCUGCGUGGACAUGCUGUUAAACCUGCAGUUCUUGGAGCAUCUGCAGGUUUACCUCACCUCAUAAAUUCAGCAGUUGGCCCACCCUUUUUGCAGCUGAACAAAGUUCAUCAGAGCUCAAUUCUGGGGAACACAUCUAACUUACUGCUGCAGAGCCCUGCCCACCUCCCACUGCCACAGCAGCCACUGGUGAAGAUUGAAAACAUUCAAGCUAAUAGUAAACCAGGUUUGCUGGGGGAACCUCCAACAAUGCUGCUCCAGACAGUGCUGGGAAUAGGGGUGAUGCCACCCGUGAGUUCAGGCGUGGGAGCCCGUGGAGAAGCUCUGAAGUCAUCUAAUCUGACUCCAAUUCAAACAGCAGCAGCAGCAGGGAUGGGCAUGCUGCCAUUCUUUCCGAAUCAGCACAUUGUUGGACAAACUCUGCCAGGGCAAAACAACGCUCCAGAGAAACAACCAACUCCCGAAGCCGUUGUCUCGGGAUCACAGCCUUAUCAGCAGACCUUAACAAAUCUUUCCCUGGGAGCUCUGAGGGCUGGACAUGCCAAACAGCAAAGUCAACUAAAGAGCACUGAUGCAAAUCUGGGGACUCCCUUGAAAAAACAAACUUCUCUGCUAGGAGAACCACCAAAAGAGAUACGCCUGAGUACCAACCCCUACUUGAACUUGGCAAGUGUGUUGCCUGGUAUAUGUCUUCCAGCAGUUGCCAGCAAAGCCUUCAGUCCACCCCAGCAGACAGGACUUUCCAACAACAUCGGGGAUGCUGCUGUGUCUCAGGGAACUGCAUCACAGCAUGCAAUGGAAAAUUACUUUAAUUACUCUCAACAGCAUGGGGAGUACACACAGGAGGCUGUUCAGCAGUGGUAUCAGCACUAUGCUCAGGCAUAUAACUCUACCCAGGCAAGAGUUGAUGAGUUUGAAAAUGAAGCCUCAGAGGAACCUCCAGGUGGAUUAUUCCCAGACUCCAGGACCUGCUUGCAGGUCAUGCCUACACUUUACAGAGGAGCCCAGGGAUCAUACCACCCAGGCAGCUUGCAGCUUCCUCCACAAAACCCAUUAAAUGAGGUGGCUCCAGCGAGAAGUGAGAAGCGAGGCUCUUCAUACCUCAUGUCCUCCCCAGACCCUGGUCCCGGGGAGCUGCUGGGCCAGCAGACUCAGGGCUCUGCAGUACCUUACACUGAAUCCUCUCUUAAAAAAAAACGAGUUUAUUGAGCCCUUAAAUCAUCCCCUCCCCCUGCCUCAGGGGGUGAGGGCAGGCUUGUACCUCUGCUAUUUAUUGCUGCCUUAACUCCCUACAACUCCUUCUUCAUUAGAAGUA
Molecule: messenger RNA, 2317 nt
Organism: Calypte anna (Anna's hummingbird)
Lineage: Eukaryota; Metazoa; Chordata; Aves; Apodiformes; Trochilidae
Gene: RAVER2
Product: ribonucleoprotein, PTB binding 2
Exons: 14
Coding region: 1-2211 (736 amino acids)
Cellular component (GO): ribonucleoprotein complex
Molecular function (GO): RNA binding
Source: RefSeq, a predicted model, not a curated record